UCAUUCGAUAUUGUCUGAUAGAUACGUCUUUGCGAACAGGUCAGUGGUUUACAUUCAUCCAAGCUAAACACAACCUCACAUUCUGUCGACAAGCUUUCCAAAAAUUAUGUUACUGUACAAUUUGCGUUUUUUUUUCUGAAUAUUUUUUAAAUAUCGGUCCAAGUAAUACAUACUUAUCAUUUACUGGAUAAUAGACAAACAAGAUGAUGAAUUGAAUUUUUACAUUUAUUUGUCUGUAAUUCACCGAAUCACGGAAAACUAAUUAAGUCACAGAAAAUUUUAAAUUUGUGGCGGAAUAAUGAAUUUUAUAUGGUAUUCACUUUGUUAUAAGAAAAAAUAGAUAUCAAUAAUUAAACUAAUUAUUACAAAAUAUUAAUAUAAUUAAAAUUUAAUAAAACUAUUUUAAUUCUUAUUAUAAAAUAUGUAGCUUAUCUUUCAAUAUGUUUUAAUAAUAGAUUGACAUUCUACAUUAUUACAAAAAGAAAUCUUGUAUAAUUUUAUUUACAACAUAACUAUUUAUCAUUAAAAAUUUAUUGUUAUUUAUUUAAAAUUUUAAAUUGGUAAUAGAUUCUAGUUUAAUAAUAUUAAAAUGUUGAUUUUUUAAAAAAUUUACUAAAACUCAAUUUUCUUUGUAUUUUUGUUAGCAAAAAUGUAAAUCUGUGUGUUUUGCAUUUUUUCUUUCAUUCCACAUCUUUUGUUGCUUGGUAAAAUAUUUUGCGUUUAAGAUGUUAUUCUGCAAAGUUACCAAUCAGGACCAUAACCUUUUCUACAAUGGGUUUUCUUUUUCACAAAACUAAGAAUAAUUGUUGCAAAUUCCGAGUUGAUUUUCUCUAGAAUACAAAUUGUUUCUUUUUUGACCAAAAACAGUCUUACUCAUAUUAUUUUCCUUUUCCCCACUAGGAUAUGUGAGUAACGAAGCACUAAAAUCCAAUUAUUUUCCAACUUUUAUUUAUUUUCUAUUAAAUUUUCUCCACUGCUAUAUUUGUAUAAGUAUAGAAGAAGAGAUCAAGAGAGUCAAGAGAAGAGAAUCCUACCACAGAGUUUCAACAGUUGGUUUAAGUUACAAGUCUAACAAAGCUAGGGCUCCUCUUCACACAUACACACGUCUCUCCCAAGUCCCAACAACCAAUCAUCUCCAUCAGCUCAGCCUAACUUCUCGUUUCCGUUGGUUUUCUUGAAAACUCUCUCUCUCUAUUUCUGAAUAUCUUCAAACUAGCCGCCGGUUCAAGAAACUUCAGGAAGAUGUCUUCCAUGUUGGGUUGUUCUAGUGGCACCGUAGCGAUCGCAACCGCCAUGGUUUUCUCAAGCACUGCUCUGUUUCUCGCGAUGGCUCGACAGUUCCAUGGGAAGAUUCAUGAUCAAACUCCACCACCGAUACUCCGUUCAUGUCUAUCUUCAGAGGAAACGAAGAAGCAGAGGAAGAAGAAGAGAGUUCGCUUCGCGGGGAAUGUGAAAGAUACGAAAGGGAACGGGAAAGAGUACCGGAAGAGGGAAUUGAGCAGGAGAACCGUACCGGAGCCAGUGACUAAACCGGGGAAGACCGGUUCAGUUUGUGGAAUAUCAACGAUGCCAGCGAACCGGAUGGCUCUGUAUCAUGGGAUUCUCAGAGACAGAGAUCACAGGACUCAAUGCUCUUAUUGACUUUUCUUCUUGACCAAACAAGUCGAUAGAUUUUGGUUUGCAGAUUUUUCUGUAACAUACUUUUUCUUGGUAAAUUCAGAAUAGUAGUAGGUGGCCUUUAUGCUCUUCUUUUUUGAUUCAUAGUAGUAGACUAGUAGUUGGCCUUCUUGUUCUCUACUUUUCUAAUUGUUUUUGUUAUAAAAUCAAAGUGACGAUGUAAAUAAGUGUCCUGUAAUAUAUAUAUUUGAUA
This is a messenger RNA of Brassica rapa (field mustard), 1870 nucleotides long. RefSeq lists its product as uncharacterized. NCBI's taxonomy places the organism in Eukaryota, Viridiplantae, Streptophyta, Magnoliopsida, Brassicales, Brassicaceae. The record is from RefSeq and is a predicted model, not a curated record.